CUGCAGUAUGGGGGAGAGCAAGACAUGUACCAUGUGAUGCAACUGGUGGACAAUGAGCUGAGCGAGCCCUACUCCAUAUUCACAUACAGGUACUUCCUGCACAACUGGCCCAAGCUGUGCUGGCUGGCCUUUGACGGCGCGCACUGCUUCGGAGUGGUGGUCUGCAAAGCGGACGACCAUCGAGGAGCCCAGCGAGGCUACAUCGCCAUGCUGGUUGUUGAGCACGAGUACAGGGGACUGGGCGUGGGCACAACAUUGGUGAAGCGGGCCAUUGAGGAGAUGAUUGCGGCGGAUGCGGAUGAGGUGGUAUUAGAGGCCGAGGUCACCAACAGUGGAGCCCUGGCGCUCUACAGGAACCUGGGCUUCCUCCGAGACAAGCGCCUGAUCAGGUACUACAUGAAUGGCGCGGAUGCCUUUCGGUUGAAGCUGCUGCUUCCGCUCCCACCACGCAGGCAGUUAGAGCACAAUGCUGUCGCGCAAAUGGCAGCUCUUAGGACGGCCUGA
Coccomyxa subellipsoidea C-169 is the source of this 504-nucleotide messenger RNA. RefSeq names its product putative acyltransfersase. Lineage: Eukaryota; Viridiplantae; Chlorophyta; Trebouxiophyceae; Coccomyxaceae. The annotation marks the transcript as partial. The record is from RefSeq and is a predicted model, not a curated record. Gene Ontology annotation, biological process: N-terminal peptidyl-methionine acetylation. Gene Ontology annotation, cellular component: NatC complex. Gene Ontology annotation, molecular function: protein-N-terminal amino-acid acetyltransferase activity. The transcript is spliced from 4 exons.